This is a messenger RNA of Cryptococcus deneoformans JEC21, 1930 nucleotides long. RefSeq lists its product as hypothetical. The record is from RefSeq and is a predicted model, not a curated record. Gene Ontology annotation, cellular component: mitochondrial inner membrane. The transcript is spliced from 4 exons. Bases 66 to 1787 code for a protein of 573 amino acids. Lineage: Eukaryota; Fungi; Basidiomycota; Tremellomycetes; Tremellales; Cryptococcaceae. Gene Ontology annotation, biological process: mitochondrial respiratory chain complex III assembly.
CUCGAUGGUCAUAUACGUACUCUAUGUAUGUGAACCACAACAGCAGUCAUCGAUACAUAUAAAACAUGCCCCGCCUACACAGGACUCUCCCGCUCAUCACAGCAUCAGGCAUAGCACUCACACUCUAUGCCACCCACGCACAGCUCCACCCUCUCAAGCUCGACUCGGUAUUCCCCACAACCAAGAAAGUCAAGCACGCAUCCACCACUUUCCCGCCCUACACACCGAUCGGCUGGGGAUCAAACAGGAACCUCACGCUUAUCCCUCCUCAAUUAGACCAGGACAAGGAGAACACACAGGAGACACCGGUACUGGUAAAGCGACCCGCGCCGUUAUUACAUCUCGGAGGAACACCUUUACGGGAUUUAGUGAUUGCAGAGAAUUAUGCCGCGGCGUUGGAUGCGAAUGGGGAUUGUUGGUUAUGGGGAAAAGGGUAUGACCCGACGGGUAGAGUUGGAAAGGGACUGGUAGGCAAGGAUCUGAACACGUUGGUACCAGGCCAGUCCAAGCUAUUCGCCCUCAGCCGAUCUGGCAAGCUAUACGCCUUUUCACCCGAUUCUUCUCUCCACUCGGCUUCCUCUUCCUCUUCGACAUCGGACAACUCUAGCUGGCUAUCCUACUUUACCCCUUCACGCUCCCAAGAUAUCCCGCACGUCGAACUCGAAGCCAAUGGCGGUCUGUCCUGGGGCGAGAAAUGGAAACAAGUAGCCGUAGGCAGCCAUCACUUGUUGGCGCUUACCACCAAAGGCAGAGUAUUUUCCAUGCCGCUUUCUGAAAAGGGAAAUGAUUUCCGUCAACUCGGGACGAGAGAAGAACUCGUCUCUAGCAAACCCCUCCUUGCCCCUUCCUCCACCCCUUCUUCCUCUUCCCAGCCAUCGAAAGAUAUCAUCUACCGAACCCACCUUGAUCCCAUCCCAUCUCUCUCUACCAUCCCCAUCACCCGCAUCGCCACAGCCUCCCACACCUCGUACGCCAUCACAUCUACCUCUCGCCUCCUCUCCUGGGGCGCCAACUCGCUAGGCCAAACAGGUCUCGGCGGGUCCAACACCACCCCGCUCGUCCCGGUGCCUAUCGAGAUCGUCCUGAGCAAGGCUUACCCCGCUGGCUCACCCAUAAACGUCGAAUGUGUGGACGUAAAAGCAGGAGGUGACACCGCAUUUUUCACUGUGAAGCGGACCCAUCCGGGGAGGAGAGGAGAGUGGUUCGAUCUCUUGGCUUGUGGAAGUGGCUUGAUGGGAGCGUUGGGCACGGGAUCGUACAGCUCCGCCCAAGGUGUCCCCGGAAAAGUCAAGGUCAUUAGCGGGCUACAGGAGUACAGUGAGAAGGAAAAGACAUUCAAGCCGCUGGGUAUAUAUCAGUUGAGCGUGUCGCCUUCAGCGGGUGCGAGUGUGGGAGUCGGUGGAGGAGAAGGGGAGGGAGGGAUGGGAGGGACGCAUGUGUUUGCGGUGCUGGAUACAUUGAGAGGCGGGGAAGGGAAAGAAUAUGGACGGGAUGUGUUUGCGUGGGGUGCGAAUGUGGAAUACCAAUUGGGCAUGGGUAAACGUACAUCCAUCCCUAUUCCGACGUAUAUCCCAGCCUUGGGCAGUAAACCUGAUCGAAGCGGGGGCUGGAGUGGGAACGAGCUGGAUGCAGCUGGUGUUGAUGCCAACCGACUCCAACUCCACACCUCCCCCUCCAUCCCAGCCUACUCCCCAACGGGCCAACUAUUGAGACGAAGAGUCAAGUGUGAAGAGACAAUCGUAGCUGGGUGUGGGUGUAGUGUUGUUUAUUGGAAGAUUGUGGAGUAGCGGAAGUGUUGAACGUUGAACGAAAGGAGUGAGACCCGAUGCGAGAGAACAAAAGGGGCGUGGCGUGAGGGGUGAAGGGUGAAGGAUGAUAUAUCAGCAUUAUUAUACUUCUCAUUACACACUUGUAAAUAUAAACAUGAAUC